Messenger RNA from Apodemus sylvaticus (European woodmouse), 966 nucleotides. It is a transcript of the gene Gjd2, whose product is annotated as gap junction protein delta 2. Bases 1 to 966 code for a protein of 321 amino acids. Gene Ontology annotation, biological process: cell communication. Gene Ontology annotation, cellular component: connexin complex. Lineage: Eukaryota; Metazoa; Chordata; Mammalia; Rodentia; Muridae. The transcript is spliced from 2 exons. The record is from RefSeq and is a predicted model, not a curated record.
AUGGGGGAAUGGACCAUCUUGGAGAGGCUGCUGGAAGCCGCGGUGCAGCAGCACUCCACUAUGAUUGGGAGGAUCCUGUUGACUGUGGUGGUGAUCUUCCGGAUACUCAUUGUGGCCAUUGUAGGGGAGACGGUGUACGAUGAUGAGCAGACCAUGUUUGUGUGCAACACCCUGCAGCCCGGCUGUAACCAGGCCUGCUAUGACCGCGCCUUUCCCAUCUCCCAUAUACGUUACUGGGUCUUCCAGAUCAUAAUGGUGUGCACCCCCAGUCUCUGUUUUAUCACCUAUUCUGUGCACCAAUCUGCCAAGCAGCGAGAACGCCGGUACUCUACUGUCUUUCUAGCCCUGGACAGAGACCCUGCUGAGUCUAUAGGGGGACCUGGAGGAACCGGGGGUGGGGGCAGUGGAGGGAACAAACGAGAAGAUAAGAAGUUGCAAAAUGCCAUUGUCAAUGGGGUGCUGCAGAACACAGAGACCACCAGUAAGGAGACAGAACCAGAUUGCUUAGAGGUUAAAGAGCUGACUCCACAUCCAUCUGGGCUGCGCACAGCAGCAAGGUCCAAGCUCCGAAGACAGGAAGGUAUCUCCCGCUUCUACAUCAUCCAAGUGGUGUUUCGAAAUGCUCUGGAAAUUGGGUUUCUGGUGGGCCAGUACUUUCUAUAUGGCUUCAGUGUUCCAGGGUUGUAUGAGUGCAACCGUUACCCCUGCAUCAAGGAGGUAGAAUGUUAUGUGUCUAGACCUACCGAGAAGACGGUCUUUCUGGUGUUCAUGUUUGCUGUGAGCGGCAUUUGUGUGGUGCUCAAUCUGGCUGAACUUAAUCAUCUGGGAUGGCGGAAGAUCAAACUGGCUGUCCGGGGAGCCCAGGCCAAGAGGAAGUCAGUCUAUGAGAUACGUAACAAAGACCUGCCUCGAGUCAGUGUUCCCAAUUUCGGCAGGACUCAGUCCAGUGACUCUGCCUAUGUGUGA